Molecule: messenger RNA, 657 nt
Organism: Dacryopinax primogenitus
Lineage: Eukaryota; Fungi; Basidiomycota; Dacrymycetes; Dacrymycetales; Dacrymycetaceae
Exons: 1
Coding region: 1-657 (218 amino acids)
Source: RefSeq, a predicted model, not a curated record
AUGCAGGGAAAUGGAAGCGAAGAGCCAGAGCAACAAGACGCCGAGAUGGAUAUGGAUGAAGAAACCACAGAGGCGAUGUUGAAAUUGCAGGAAGGAGACGACGGAGAAAACAAUCGGAUACAGCAGAGCGAGGGUGCAGAACCCAAUACGGCGCAAAUUCUCCGACCUACACAGCAAGUCGGAAAAGAGCGAGUAGCGUCAGAUACACAUACACAUACCGUCAAUCAAGCACAGCCCAACGUCAAUAAUCAAAUACCUCAGAAUGGGUGCGAACGGCCUAGUACAGCCCAGAUGCAGACACAAACUGCAGAACCUAGUGCGACGCAAGCCCAGGAUAGGCAUGCAGAGCCUAACACGGCACAGGUCCAAGACGGACCCAGCACCCCGCCACGGCCGCCGCCUGAUCCAGAUACUUCUUCCCCCUUUUCCCCAGAAACAAGAGCCGCGAUCAGACGAGGAAAGCAAAGAGCAGAUCCGGAGCCAAAGGAAGAAGAGGAGGAAGAAGAGGAGGAUAUCUCUUCCAAUUCGGAGGAGGGAAUGAGAGAGGCGCAAAUCUCAAUGGACGAGGAACUGGCACGCCGAAUGCAGGAAGCUGAAUAUGGCGGAAGUUUGGCUCCGAGUAACCAGGGCCAUAUCAGAUUUUACCCCCCGAACUAA